Chanos chanos (milkfish) is the source of this 1652-nucleotide messenger RNA. It is a transcript of the gene slc25a48, whose product is annotated as solute carrier family 25 member 48. NCBI's taxonomy places the organism in Eukaryota, Metazoa, Chordata, Actinopteri, Gonorynchiformes, Chanidae. Gene Ontology annotation, biological process: transmembrane transport. Gene Ontology annotation, molecular function: transmembrane transporter activity. The record is from RefSeq and is a predicted model, not a curated record. The transcript is spliced from 7 exons. Gene Ontology annotation, cellular component: mitochondrion. The coding region runs from base 133 to 1062 and encodes 309 amino acids.
AUCCGUUUUAGUAUGUUUGGCCCCUGAAGUGUGUCAAGUAUUUUGAGAAGCAGUUAAGGCGUAAUUUCAGUGCAUGAAGCUGUCGAAUGCUUAUACCAUCAGUAAAACUUAAACGCUGUUUAGAAGAAAAUAAUGAAUUGCUUUCAUCUAGAUGAUUUUUUAGCUGGAUGGAUCGGAGGUGCCUCGAGCGUUAUUGUCGGACACCCUCUGGACACGGUAAAAACUCGAUUACAAGCAGGGAAAGGAUACAAGAAUACCCUCCACUGUGUUCUCACAAUCUACAAGAAGGAAACGGUUACAGGUUUCUUUAAAGGACUCUCCUUCCCCUUGGCCAGCAAUACUCUCUAUAACUCUGUGGUGUUUGGAUUCUUCAGCAAUUCUCAACGGUUUAUUUGCAAAUUUCGCUACGGCGACAGGAAUCAUGCAUGUGACAUGCUUGACCUGACUCUGGCCAGCAUGAUGACUGGCUUUGUGUCUGUCGGGCUGGGCGCGCCUGUGGACUUGGUGAAGAUCCGCCUCCAGAUGCAAACUCAGCCUGUUUUCUCAGAGAAUUUCAGCUUUGCUGGGAACGGGAGCAUGCCUCUUCGUAGCGUUGGGCUCCAGGGUCAGUCUCUAUACAGGGGCCCAGUUCACUGCAUUAGUAGCAUCGUGCAGACGGAGGGGAUCCAGGGGCUGUACCGCGGAGCAGGAGCCAUGUUGCUGCGCGACGUCCCCGGCUACGCUCUUUACUUCAUUCCCUAUACGCUGUUCUGUGAUUGGCUUAGCCCUGACGACAGUAGCUCCCCUCAUCCCUGCUCCAUUUGGCUGGCAGGAGGAUUGGCAGGAUCCAUAUCUUGGGUGACGGCAACGCCAGCAGAUGUGGUAAAGAGUCGACUGCAAGCCGACGCCAUGCAUCAGAGGAAAUACAAAGGGAUCGUCCAUUGCAUUGUGCAAAGCUACAAGACAGAGGGCCUGCAUGUUUUCUUCCGGGGUGCCACAGUAAAUGCCAUCCGAGGGUUCCCCAUGAGUGCCACGAUGUUCCUGGGCUAUGAACUUUCUCUGAAGUUCUUUAGGAGUCUGUAACCGGUCAUCCCAGACCAGCCAUCAGCCAUCAGACAUCCACUCACUGACAGAACUUAACCCCCAUGUCUGACUGAGCAUUCCACUCUCCGUAAGCACCAGAGGCCAUGCAGUUUUCAUGAUUGUAAAAUCAUGUAGAAUUUAACUUAUGUGUAAGUGAGUUGAUCAUUAAUGCAGUUUAUGCAAUUUUGAAGCAGUACUAUGGCAUUUGUAUUUCUUAUUUUACUCAUUUCUUAUAUUAAGAAAAGGGAAGAGAUUUACUUUGAUAUACAUGUAUUAUAGUAUUUACCUCACAUAAAACAUUUUAAAAUUUGAGUGUCUUAACGUGUUUAUAUGUAUUGAGUCAAUACUAUACUAAUUGUGUAUUUCACCUGAAGAUAAACAUUUAUAUGCACAUUGUAGCAUGUUUAUGCCAUCAACGCAGCAUUCAAACUGGCUGUUAUUACACAGUUAACAAAUAAUCGGUAAUAUUAUUUGUUAACAUUUAAUUUUUUUUUAUUAACUGGUAACAACCAUUACAUUUUUUUUAUUUAACUGUAAAUCAGCAGUUUUUAUCACAAGCAAGAAAUAAACAGUUUUAAAGCCUUUGAAAA